Molecule: messenger RNA, 669 nt
Organism: Coccomyxa subellipsoidea C-169
Lineage: Eukaryota; Viridiplantae; Chlorophyta; Trebouxiophyceae; Coccomyxaceae
Exons: 7
Coding region: 1-669 (222 amino acids)
Biological process (GO): negative regulation of translation; mRNA catabolic process
Cellular component (GO): CCR4-NOT complex
Source: RefSeq, a predicted model, not a curated record
AUGGGCUGUUCUGAGGGGUCUUUCGGGGAGGCGCAUGGGGAUGGCCCGAGCAGCGAUGGAGCCCAUGUGGCACCAGCCUCAGAGCAGGCUCCAGCUCUCAUGGCAGCCGCAGUCAAAGGGCCGUUGAGGCCCAAUCAGCAGCAGCAGCUGCUGAAGGAGCUGGAGGGACGCCCCACGACUGCUGCCGGCUUUGGCCUGGAGCCCAACGCGCUGCCGCCCCUGGUGGAGCACAACCCAAGCAUUGCUGUUGAGGUGCUGCUGCGGCUGCUGAAGUCCAAGGCGGCAGCGGCGGAUUAUUUGGCGGUCAUGGUGGGCAUGGACCUGAGCCUGCACAGCCUGGAGGUUGUCAAUCGCUUGGCCACGUCCGCGGAGUUGCCACAGGAGUUUGUGCAGGACUACAUCGCCGGCUGCAUUGCCUCCUGCGAGCGCGCACAGGACAACUUUGUGCAGAACAGGCUGGUCCGGCUGGUGUGCGUUUUCCUGCAGAGCCUGAUCAGAAACAACAUUGUGAACCUUCAGGACCUGUUUCUGGAGGUGCAGGCAUUCUGCAUAUCCUUCUCACGCAUCAGAGAGGCAGCCAGCCUGUUCCGGCUGCUGAAGACCCUGGAAGCAGCUGAUGAUGGGGACGAGGAUGACUUGAUGGAGGCGCAGUCUUGUCAGGACAAAUAA